UACACACACACACACACACACACACACACACACACACCCACAAAUAGACAGUGCUCUCUACUUCUUGUAUAGGAACCAGUAUGGCUUCGAUCGCCAAAACCGUACCCACGCCGGCGCGCAUUGGGAUGGCCGUGAUCGACGUCGUGAGCUUCGUGGUGUUCUCCCUCCUGGACGUCCUCGACGUGGUCCUGUGCUUCGCCUACCGGGUGGCGGACUUCUUCGUCGAGUCGGAGUGGAAGCCAUGCUACUGCUCAUCGCCGAGGGCGGCUAUUGCCACCAAUGGCGGCGGCGACAUCCUGGUCUCUGGGCAAGGCGAGUCCAAGAUCGUCCGCAUGAUGAGCUCGAGCAAGGUCCAGAUGGAGGACGUCUCUGACACGCUCUACGCGCGGGCCUCCCGGGUGUCCGAGGUCUCCAGCUCCGCUGUUAAGAGGCUCAAUAGCCACAACCGCAGAAACCACGCGGGUCAUAAUCAUAAGAAGAAGACCGGCAGUCCUGGGGCCCGGUCAAGCUUCGUGGUGAAUUCCACGGUUGUCGAGAUGAUUCACGGAAGGAUGGUCGGGCAGAAGUCGCAGCCGAUUCCGAGGUGGUCGGAUUGCGAUUGCCAACUUUGCAAUUCCUGGUCGUCUUCUAGCAGCACGACCCUCUACGUCAAAUCCGCCGGCGGUGAAGGUGGCAAGGCACGUGAGGAUGUUGUGUUCAUCCACGGCUUCAUUUCCUCGUCAGCAUUCUGGACGGAGACCCUGUUCCCGAACUUCUCCAAGGAGGCGAGCUCGAUGUACCGGUUCUUCGCGGUCGACCUCCUGGGGUUCGGGAGGAGCCCAAAGCCGGCCGAGUCCCUGUACACGCUCAAGGAGCAUGUGGACAUGAUCGAGAAGUCGGUGUUAGAGCCGCACAAGGUCAAGUCCUUCCACAUUGUGGCUCAUUCUUUAGGUUGCAUUUUGGCCCUCGCCCUCGCGGUUCGGCACCCUAACUCGGUCAAGUCCUUAACUCUACUCGCACCGCCCUAUUUUCCAGUGCCGGAGGGAGAAGAAGCGACGCAAUACGUGAUGAGAAGGGUCGCUCCGAGGCGCGUGUGGCCGUUGAUCACCUUCGGGGCGUCGAUGGCUUGCUGGUACGAGCACGUCAGCCGUACGAUUUGCCUGCUCAUAUGCAAGAACCACCGGUUGUGGGAAUUUCUCAUCAAGCUAGUCACCAGAAACAGGCUCAGGACAUACUUGGUCGAAGGUUUCUGCUGCCACACCCACAACGCGGCGUGGCACACCCUCCACAACAUCAUCUGCGGCACGGCCGGGAAGCUCGACGCCUACCUCGACGCCGUCCGAGACCGCGUGAACUGCGAGAUCAACAUCUUCCACGGCAAGGGCGACGAGGUGAUCCCCGUGGAGUGCACCCAUGACGUGAAGAGGCGGCUGCGCCGGGCCAACGUGAAGGUGAUGGAGCGGGAGGAUCACAUCACGAUUGUCGUCGGGAGGCAGAAGGAGUUCGCGAGGGAGCUGGAGGAGAUCUGGGGGAGAUCGAGGGGUUAAGUGAAGGCCACGGCUUGUGUGGAAAGAGCAAUUCCGCAAUGUAGGGACGGAUAUAAGUUGCCCAAAGAGAUCCCAAGGCCUUCACUAUCAUCAUCUAUUGUUUUUUUUUCUUCCUUUCUUUUCUCAACGGGUCAAGCUUCUAAUGGAGCAUUAUAUAUACAUAUAUAUCGUACCAUUGCCAAGUAUAAAUAUAUGUAUGGGCGUGUAGGACUUUAGAUGACCAUUUUCGUUAUAUUAAAAGAAAAAUUAUGAUAGAACAUCAUCAUGUUUGGCCUGGUUUAAGGAGGCAUCUUCGUUUCCUUAUGUUUUUAUUUUUUGUGGAGCUUGUGUUGCCAUAUUGUUUGACGAAAGAAUGAAAAAUAAUCGCAGUCAACUCUUA
Messenger RNA from Rhodamnia argentea, 1905 nucleotides. RefSeq names its product probable lysophospholipase BODYGUARD 3. Bases 81 to 1526 code for a protein of 481 amino acids. The transcript is spliced from 5 exons. The record is from RefSeq and is a predicted model, not a curated record. NCBI's taxonomy places the organism in Eukaryota, Viridiplantae, Streptophyta, Magnoliopsida, Myrtales, Myrtaceae.